Messenger RNA from Aegilops tauschii subsp. strangulata, 5159 nucleotides. RefSeq names its product protein MOS2. The record is from RefSeq and is a predicted model, not a curated record. Gene Ontology annotation, biological process: mRNA splicing, via spliceosome. Lineage: Eukaryota; Viridiplantae; Streptophyta; Magnoliopsida; Poales; Poaceae. Gene Ontology annotation, cellular component: spliceosomal complex. Gene Ontology annotation, molecular function: nucleic acid binding.
UGGGGGGGCUCAGCCGAUACCGAGUCUCAACGUCACACGAACUCGGUUCGUUCUUUCCUGUACCACUAGUAUUUUUUUCGUGUUUCUGCGCCCCCCACAGCCUCCACACGCUUUCCCCCAAAUCGCCGCCGCCAUGGAGAAGGAGAAGAAGCUGUCCUUCUCCAUCCCUUCCAAGCUCAGGCCGCCCAAGCCGCCCCGCCCCGCCGCCGGCGCUGAUUCCUCCGCCGCCAGCGGCAACUCCGCUUCCGCGGCCGCUGCCCCCGCCCAGCAAUUCGUCACCGAGUUCGAUCCGUCGCAAACCCUAGCCGCCGGCGCCGCGUCCGCCGUCAUCGCGCCCCUCCCCAACUCCGGCCACUUCCUCAACCACCGCUCCCGCAAACCCUCCUCCCUCCCGACCCCCGAGGAGGAGGCCGCGCUUGCCGCCUCCACCGCCGGUGGCCCCACAUUCGUGCUCGACACCUCCGAGGCCCCCGACAACCCCUCCUCCCACAUAGGCUAUGGCCUCACCCGACGCGGCGCCGACGCCGACGCUGAGGCUGACGCCACGGAGCCGGGUAAGACGCAGUCUUCCAAGGAAUCAGAGAAGAAGUCGACCUCUCCAGCCAGAGAUGGCGGCUCCAGCGGUGACCUUAUGCUGCGACGGUACAAGGAAGACAUGGCCAGCCUCCCGGACCACCGUGGUAUAGACGAGUUUGAGGAGGUGCCUGUGGAGGGCUUCGGUGCUGCUCUCCUUGCUGGUUACGGCUGGUCGGAAGGCAAAGGGCUCGGCCGCAAUAACAAGGAAGAUACCAAGGUUGUUGAGUAUAACCGCCGUGCCGGUACGCUGGGAUUAGGCUACGACCCUUCUGAGGCAGAUCCUAAGAAGACUCGCUCCGGCGACUGGGUUAUUGGUGGAAAGAAGCCGACAGAGAAUGGUGGAAAGAAGUCCGCCGAGAAUGGAAAUGCAAAGAAGAGAGAUAGGGACAAGGAAGACAGAGUCCGGGAGAGGGAUUCAAGUUCCCGACAGAAGAGAUCUGGUGAUCUUAGGGCCGAGAGGGAGGUUCGAGAGAAAGAGAGAAAAUCUCGGGAUAGUCGAGAAGAAAAGAGUAGCCGCGAUGUUGGUAACAAAGUGCGCUGGUUACAGAGCAAUAUUAGGGUUAGAGUGGUUAAUGAGAGGUUCAGCAGAAGGUUGUACCUGCAGAAGGCAAAAAUUGUUGAUGUGGUUGGACCAACGACAUGUGACAUAAUGAUGGAUGAUGGGUCAGAGCUUGUGCAGGGGGUGGAGCAGGAUAUGCUUGAAACAGUCCUGCCACGGACAAACGGGCAAGUGCUUGUGCUCUGUGGGAAGCACAAGGGGGUGUAUGGGCAUCUGGUAGAGAAGAAUUCAGAGGCAGAGACUGCAGUAGUGGAGGAUGCCGAUACAAAAGACAUGGUGCGUGUGAAAUAUGAUCAGAUUGCAGAGUACGUUGGGGACCCAGAAUUGCUUGGGCAUUGAUUAUUUCUUCUUGAGGAGGGGACAUCUGUUUUCCAGGAGCUCUUCUAAUGUGCGGUAUUACGCACUGUCUCUCUAAUUUUGCUGGCAGCCGCAUGCCCUGGAUUGGUUGCACACUCGUGCUCAUCUAUCGUAUCACACAUGUCAAUCCUUCCACAUGUCAAUGUUAAUUAUAUGCUCUGUUCGUAGAUGAUUCGAUAGACAGUACAAAAAAUUUCAUUGUAGGUUUGGAAUAUUUUGGGAUGUGAACAAGUUGCAAAGCUCAAUUCUCCAUAUGAGAUCAAGAAAUAAUAGAUAUUUAUUUUAUCUCAGUUUCAUUGAAGAAUGAAACAGUCAUAUUGGCUUUUGUGUUUAGGUGUUAUUUUUUAUCUAUAUGGCAUAAGGCUUGUGUGGAUUUACUUAUGGAACUGCAAUUUGUGUUGUCUUAUUCGGCAUAUGCUAACCAAUCAAUGGUAUCUUUCUAAAGACCUAGGUAAAUACUCUUAGCAAAGAGGCUGCUAUUGAUGCCUUCAAAAGGGAUAGUGAUAGAUCUAAGAGAGUGGUGAGGAGAGCCGCGCGGAACACUUAAAUACAUUUCUGGCUUCCUUCAAAAUACAACUAGGCUCUGCUUUAUAGAGGACUUCUAAAGGAUGGCUUGAAAAGGGAUGGAUGCAAGGAUGGUGAAGAUUUGGUAAUAGACGGUCUUCUCCCAGUUUUAUGCAAAUUAACUGGGCAAUUCUCUUGUGCUUAACUAAUAGGUAGAGGCAAAUCUUUUGCCUCCGUUUCGAAAAAAAGAAAGAUUCGAUAAUAGGGGGAUGGGAGAAGGAGCCGGGAGGAACGAUUAGAUACAUCCUUGUUUCCUUAAAAAUACAACUAAGCUCUGCUUUAUAAAGAGGACUUCUAACCGAUAUUAGAGAACUCUCUGUAGUAUAAGAUGCAAACAUUAUUAUGAAAGGAUACCAACAAAACAAACAGUAUACAACUAAAAGAUACUACCUCCUUUCCAGUUAAAAGGCCUACCCGUUUCUCUAGGUUGACAAUUUUUCCAACCUAACACGAGUCAUAGAUCGUCAAUAUAUACCAUUAGAAACUUCAAAUGUUAUAAUUUCCCAUGUUAUAAUUUUUGUGAUAUACAAUUUGCAUCGCAUUGGUUGAAUUGGCAAGCCCAAACUUGGAUGUGAAUAGUGAUGCAUAAACAACCUUCAUCUACAGUAUAUUUCAGUGGGCCUCUUCACAUAGCAUGAUUACAGUUUUGGGUAAUGUUCCUGCUCACCAGUUUUGCAUAAUAGCAAACUGUACCAUAGGCCAGAGUCAUGUUCGCUUCUAGUUUAUGGAUUACCUUCAAGAUUUGUCGUCUUCAUCAUUUUAUAAAAUAGAUUAGUGUGUCACGCAAACAUGAUUUUUUUAAUCGAAUAUUGUUGAACCGGUAUGGGCCCAAGCCCAUCUACUUAUCACUUAGGGCCCAAGCCCAUGUGGAGGUGCUGACCUAGAAAGGGGCAUCCAGCCCUCCCGUUCCCAGAAGAGCCGCCAUACACGAGAGAGACCUCACGCAGGACACAAGGCACCAUGAGCUCUCCUGUCUGAAGGUACUUCACCUCUCGUACAACAUGGUAUCAGAGGCCAGCGACGGCGGGGCCUAAGGAGACGGCGGCGACGUCCGGCGAGGCGGCGGCGGAUCUGGGCGGCGUCCGGCGAGGCGGCGGCGGAUCUGGGAGGCGCGGCGUGGCUGUGCAGGAGGUGCUCUGCGUGGCAGAGGAAGAAGGAGAGGUGGAGCUGCUGUGCUGCGCGGCAGGAGGAGGCAGCUGAGGAGCGGCUUGGUCUCCUCGAGAGUGGGCUGUGCUGCUGUGCGUGUGUGCAGGGGACGGGAGCUGGAGAGCUGCUGCGGGGGUUGGCUGUUGUUGGAGGCCAAGGUUCUCUGGAACUGCUGCUGUUUGCAGAGGAAGGAGAAGAGGUUGUUGUUGCUGCUGGAGCUGCUGCUGGGCAUCUGAGUUGCUGGGUGCUGCUGCUAGCCAGGGGGUGUGAGUUGCUGCCGAUUGCUGAAGGUGAAGGGGGCAACUCUGCUGUUGUUGUCGCUGGGUGCUGCUGCUAGCCUGGGGGGAGAAAAGGGACCGUGCAGGGGACAGUGCAGCUGUAGGGCUGUGUUGCUGAGGGUUGUUGUUGAUUACCGGAUCGGAGAUGAGUAAACCAACUGGUCUUGCUGAGGCUUUCGAGAAGCUUGCUAAGAUCCUCGCUGAGUCCAACUCUGGGGCCAUUGUUCCUCGACAGGAAGUGGCUCAGAAGCUCUAAAUGUCACCCCUGGACAUGAAGCUGGAGGGGGCCACAAAUUAUUUGAGUUGGUCCAGGAGGGCAUUGCUGGCUGUGGAACAGAAGGAACUAGAUGGGCACUUAUUGGGUGCGGUUGAUGAACCAGGAGACAAGACUACCGCGGAGGGAAAGAGGUGGAAGGUCAUAAACUCCGUGCACGUUGGCUGGUUGUUGAACUCAGUGGUGCCCCCCAUUGGAAGCUCUGUGGAGGGACUAUCCACGUCCGCCAAGAUAUGGAAGACUUUAUCCACCAAAUACUCAGGCAAGGGUAAUUUCAUGCUAAUUGCUCAGAUUGAGGGGAAGAUCAGUCGGCUGCACCAAGGUGACGACAUGGCAUAUGUGGCAGAACUGCAGGCUUUGUGGGCGGAGCAGGAUAACUGCGAUCCUCUGGAACUCUAUGAUGCCGCUUGCAUCGAGUCAGGGCGCAAGUGGAUUGCAACUGUUGAAACUGUUGGAAGGGCUCAAAGGUUGCUUUCAUGGAAGGGGGGCAUCCCUGUUACACCAACCUCUCCUGCCAACUAUUGAGGAGACUAUUGCAACAAUGUCUCAAGAGGAGGUGAGGCUAUCUCUUGAUCAUGGAGUGGGGAGAUCCCAUGGUAACAUGAAGGCUAUUGCAACAUGGAGUGGGGAGAUCCCAUGGUAACAUGGAGUGGGGAGACUAUUGCAACUAUUGUAACAUGAAGGCUGUGCCGGCUUCGACAUUUGCUGUCACUGAGCGCAUGGAGUGGGGAGAUCCCAACAAAUGUCAUGUUUGUGGGGAGAUAGGUCACUGGAAGAGGGAAUGUCCAACUCGUGGCAGAGGCAGGGGAUACAACAGAGGGUGGACUGGCAGAGGUAGGCAUGCUAGAGGCAGAGGUGGAUACCUAGGGAACUCGGGGCAACUUUCUAGGGGCAGAGGUGGCUACUCAGGAAACUCAGGGGGGCAGAGGGUACAUAUGGUAGUUGAAGGGGACACCGGGACGUCAAAGGGCAAGGAAGUUGACGAGGCUGCCUAUGGAGACUUUGCUCAUUGGGCCUCCACUGAUGAAGGUGCGACAAACGAGCCAGAUGGUUGGGACUGGCACCAGGCGUAGGGGGCUUUGGUACAUGGACCAGGAGGUGCAGGAGGUGCAGCCAGACUUGGUGUGUGCUGUGACCACGGAGGACAAGGAGAAGUAGGCGAUGAUCCAUCACUGUAGGAUGGGGCAUGUAUCUUUUGAUAAGAUGAGUAGAAUAUUUCCAGAUCUUAUGUGUGGAAUAGGCAAGGGCAAGUUGACAUGUGAUGCUUGCGAAUAUGCAAAACACACACGAGCCUCAUAUGUGAGUAAGGGGCUUAGGAGCAUAUCUCCUUUUAUGCUUAUUCAUUCGGAUGUAUGGACGAGCCCGGUAGUGUCAAUGAAUGGAAAGAAGUAUUUUGCUACCUUUA